GCUUUCAAAUAAUAACAACAACAACUGAUAGCAAUGAAUGCCUUUACAAAUAAAACAAUUUUUUAAAAAGCAUUUUUAUAUAAAAAAAAUAAUAAAUUUCUAAGGAUACACAAACGGAUACACACAACAACAACGACAAAGAAUUAUGUGGCAACGAGCGCACCAUGGACAAGGAAGGAACACAAUCGAAGUUAAUUAAUAGCAAAAUGUCCGUUAUUUGGUGAAGAAGCAGCCAAAAAACGAAACGUAAUAAAAUCAGAAAAGUAAUGUCUACAUCACAACCACACCUAAUGCCAUCAUCGUUAUCCGCAUCGACAACAACUUCAUCGACGGCAGCGACAAUGUCGACGACUAACAACAACAAUCAUCAUCAGCAGCAGCAGCAACAACAACAAAUUCAUCGUGUAACGGCGCGCCAACAAGCCAUGAAUGCCGUGGAGUACUACAACAGCAACAUUCAUCGGGUCCGUGUCGCUUCUGGACUUGCACGGAGCUCCGUGCACGAGCGUCACAGCUACCACACGAGAAAUCGUCUCAACAGCAGCGGAAAUCGUCUUUUACUCCCAGGCGGGACACAACAGAGCGACAAUUUGUACCGCAGUAACUCGAGUUUGGAGUUGGUUCAUGACCAAAGUGGCGGCAUUGAAGACAGUCCGCGAUCUCAUUAUCUCACGGGAACCCUUCGACGUGAAUACGGAAGUCACGGCAGCAUCGACGUGAUAGCAGCGAGCGAAAAAGGCACCGUCGGCAAAAAGGCAAGUGAGAAUUUCUUCGCAAUGUUGCAGGAAUAUCGUCCGGCGGUGCUCGGAUUGCAACGAAAUGCCGCGACAAAUGGCGAAAAAGACGACAUCACGGAUGGAAGUCGCGCCACAACCGAAGGCAGUCCCAAGAUGAAGGGAAAAUUUCAUCGUUUAUGGCCAAAUAGUAGCAGUAAACACAUUAGCCAUAAGCAACAACAGCAGCAGCAGGUCCAACAAAGCUCCGAAGAUCUCAUGAACUCGAGCGUUUCGAGUGUUUGUUCCGUUUCGGCGCAAAGUACGGUCUCCAGUUCUGCUGAUAUUGAAGAACGGCAACGCCGGAGAGCUUUUGCGCAUUACGAUUGUCAGUCGUUAACAGCAAAUUUGGGUUAUGCAGCCAAAUUAAGAGGAUUAUUGCUUGCCCGGCGACGAAAUACGACCACAGGAGCGAGUGCAGCUGCCAUGUACAACACCCGAAGCUCCACCCCGGACGGAGAUAGUGCCGAUGAGGAUGCCGGCGAUGGACAAAAUAACGAUCUCUUGGAAAAUUGUCCCUUUUUCCGGAACGAAAUUGGCGGCGAAGACGAACGCGAAGUCAGUCUCACGCGAAUGCAGAAUCCAGUGCCGCCCGGGCAACAAAGAAAAGCCAUUCAUCGUCCCUCCUUGGCUUACGGAGUGUCUUUGCUUGAAUGUCCCGUCGGUGAAAUCCUGUGGAAACAGAUCACGUGUCCCUUCCAACGUGGUCCACGACCCAUUGAGCAAGUUGAUCAUGGGGCACGUUACUACCGAAAUUACUUCCUGGGUCAGGAGCAUCAAAAUUAUUUCGGAAUGGAUGAGCAAUUAGGUCCCGUUGCGAUCAGUAUCAAAAAGGAAAAGGUCAUGCCGACUACGAUGGAUGCCCAGAAGGAAAAUCAAAAUCUUUUCCGAUUAAUUGUACGAACUUCGGAACUGUUGACACUUCGAGGCAGCGUCUUGGAAGAAGCAAUUCCGAACCCACGUGGUCCUGGAAAGCCAUGCCACAUCAAAGAAGUGCUGGAAUACGUAGCACCUGAAGUACAGAUCUCCGCGUUGCGUUUAAGUGUCAACACGCCGCAAUGCGAGCAACAAUUACUGAAGCUGGAUGAGCAAGGAUUGACCAAUAAAUACAAAGUUGGGAUCCUGUAUUGCCGCGCGAACCAAGCCACCGAAGAAGACAUGUACAAUAACGAGGAUGCGGGGCCCGCUUUCGUCGAAUUUCUCGAAACGAUCGGAAAACGCGUUCGUUUGAAGGGUUUCGAGCAUUACAAAGCCGGACUCGAUAAUAAAACGGACUCCACUGGCACGCAUUCCGUUUAUGCCACGUAUCAGGAUUGCGAAGUGAUGUUCCAUGUAUCAACCAUGCUCCCUUUUACGCCAAACAAUCGUCAACAAUUGCUGCGAAAACGACACAUUGGCAACGAUAUUGUCACGAUCGUUUUCCAAGAGCCCGGGGCGUUGCCAUUUUCUCCGAAAAACAUUCGGAGUCAGUUCCAACACGUUUUUGUGAUUGUUCGUGUCGUUAAUCCCUGCUCGGAGAACACGCAUUAUCGCGUUGCGGUGUCCCGAUCGAAGGAAGUGCCCGUUUUUGGUCCCCCAAUCCGUCCUGGUGCUCUCUAUUCGCGCGGUAAAAAUUUCACGGAUUUCCUGUUGGCGAAGAUAAUUAACGCAGAAAAUGCGGCACAUCGAUCGGAAAAGUUCGCAACGAUGGCAACGCGAACAAGGCAGGAAUAUUUGAAGGAUCUCACGACGAAUUAUGUGACAGCGACGAUGGUGGAGACCGGGCAGAAAUUCUCCAUUUUUCCGAGCAAGAAGAAGGAAAAGCCGAAACCGAGAUUUUCGGGGGACAUGAGUCAACGGGGAGCGUUUUGCUGGCAGGUGGUGUUGCAUGAUCACGGACAAUCGACGCAAGUAGAUUGUUUCUUGGGCAUUUCGGCAGAGACGUUUGUCCUGAUUGAGGAGUGUUCGCGACAAAUUAUCUUUGUUACGCCGUGCAAAUCGAUUCUGGGAUGGUCCACGAACGGGAAUUCGUUGAGAGUUUAUCAUCAUCAAGGCGAAUGCGUCACUCUCAAUAUGCGCGACUCUGGCGAACGCGACGAGCAACUUGAAGUCAUCGAGCGAUUACGUGCCGUCACCAACGGUUGUGGUGCCCUCGAACUGAGUCUCCGUCGCAAUCCGAUGGGCCAACUAGGAUUUCACGUGCAACCCGAUGGCGUCGUUACACAAGUCGAAAUGUCCGGACAAGCCUGGAUCGCAGGUCUCCGUCAAGGUUAUCGUCUUGUCGAAAUUUGCAAAGUUGCGGUAUCGACUUUAUCUCACGAUCAAAUGGUUGAUUUGCUGAAAACGUCGGCGCAAGUGACUGUCACUGUGAUUGAAUCUUUUUCGGAUUACUCGCCACGUCGCGGUUGUUUCUUGCAAAAUUGCAAAUUCAAUCAGCUGAACAUGGAAGGCGAUUAUGCGGAUUUGGAACGAUGUGCUGUGGAUAAAAGUAGCAAGACGAAAACGACGCCAGCGAUUCAGCAAUCGUCAUCGAAUCAUUAUCAUCGAAGGCGGUACGAGAGGAAUUUCAGUCCACCGCGGUCGAGCAACAGUUCGGGAUACGGAACGGGAUCCAGUAGUCGUUCGUUUAUCGAAAACGGAGUUCAUCACCAAAAUUCGAGCAGUAAUACCAAAUAUGUGCCCGAUAUGGGGACCCUUACGAGCUCCUCCAGCGGUCAUUCGUCGAACGACGAGCGAUGGUACGACGUGCUAGAGGUCCCGGAAGAAAGUCUUCCGCCCACGACGAACAAUAAUUACCAUCAACGCGUGCAUCAUGCCAAUUCCGUGCCAACCAGCGUUAAUAAUCGUCCGUUAUCGUUGCACGAAAAUCGCGUUUAUGUCAAGCAACCAACGAUGGAGUACAUUCCAGUGCAUGGGCCCAAAGGCACGGACUACAUCGGCAGCGAAGUGUUGCUCCAAAGCUUGCAUAUCAACGAAAAUGACGGAAAUACCCAUCAAUCCAGCAAAAAUCCAUCGCCACAAGAGGAGCCCAUCUACAACGGCUCAAACAAAAGUGUCAAAGACGACGAUGAUCAUUCGUCGUCGCCGCGUCUCACACGUUCCGCCACCACAAACAGCAUCCAUUUCGCCAAAAAAUCAUCCAGUUCAUCGUCCAGUAGUCGUAACAACAGUCCGCGACCUAAUGUAGAAGCUGCCAAAUUGCGUCCUGGUGCCGCCAAUCGCAAUGCCGCACAUCACCAACGAAGCAGUGUCAAUUUCGCCAACAGCACAUUGCAAGAGGAUCUCAUAAAACUGAUCACGGGAGCCACGUCGAACGACGACAACUUCCACAACGGUCCAAUUAGGGAAGAAAAACCCAAAAAAGACAUUCCAAAUAGUCACAGUUUGGGAAAUAUUAGUCUCUUGCAACAACAACAACAUCAAGUCACCGUCACAAAUGGCCAAGAAGAACAAAUUUCGAAAAACAAGUCAAAAUCACGCGAGGAAAUUCAAGCGUCGGAAGAGGUGAUUUUUACAACGGCUCGUCCCGCAACCGUCAUUUCGACGAACAAGGCGCCGGAUUUGAACAAAUUGGUGGAAUUGGCGGAAGAAAAGUUGAAAAUGUCGCCAAGAAAGAGUUUGGCCCAAAGUAUGUUGAAGAAUGGCACGUCGACGAAUAACAACGAAGGAGAUGCCUUGAAACUGCCUCAUUUGCCGGACAUCAAUGAUCUUGAUUGGAAUACACUGGUUGAUACUGCGACACGGGCAAUCAUGCAGCAAUCAAACGGCGAUCAUCGUUCCAACGGCACCUCGAACCACCAACAACCUCACAGUCAUACGGGCACUCCAAUGCAUCACGGACACACAAACGGGCACGAUAUUUACGAAGAAAUCCAUCGUGACACCAACACGCCCGACUCCACUUCAUCACUCGGCAACGGCAACGAGCCACAAAUGGUCUCCAGCACAAGUCUCCCGGAGCUUCAGACGCAAGUUUGUCACUUGUCGGAACGAGUGUUGCGCGAACAACGUCGUCGACGAUCACUGGAACAAGCGGUCCGACGUCUCACGGAGGAAAAUCGACGUUUGCAAGACGAAAGUCAAGCUGCUGUGCAACAAUUACGAAGAUUUACGGAAUGGUUUUUCCAAACGAUUGACAAACAGUCGCAAAAUUAAAAGAAAAAGUGCUUUAACGUACUAUUUUAGCGUGAAAUACGGAAAAUAUGGCCCAUCAUGACAAACAUUCCAAAAUAAACCAAAAACAGGGCAACUUAUUGAUCUUAUGGAAAAAAAAAUAUGACAAAACAAUCAAAUUUUAAUCUUAUGAAUAGUAUUUAAAAUGGACGCGACACCAAGAUUAACAAUGAAGUGUAUUAUACAAAAUAAAAAACAUGAAACAUGAAUAGACUUUAGUAACAGUUAGAAUUAACAAAU
Molecule: messenger RNA, 5165 nt
Organism: Culicoides brevitarsis
Lineage: Eukaryota; Metazoa; Arthropoda; Insecta; Diptera; Ceratopogonidae
Product: signal-induced proliferation-associated 1-like protein 1
Exons: 4
Coding region: 267-4907 (1546 amino acids)
Biological process (GO): regulation of small GTPase mediated signal transduction; activation of GTPase activity
Cellular component (GO): cytoplasm
Molecular function (GO): GTPase activator activity; protein binding
Source: RefSeq, a predicted model, not a curated record